Lodderomyces jiufengensis is the source of this 1146-nucleotide messenger RNA. RefSeq lists its product as uncharacterized. The coding region runs from base 1 to 1146 and encodes 381 amino acids. Gene Ontology annotation, cellular component: cytosol. The record is from RefSeq and is a predicted model, not a curated record. Lineage: Eukaryota; Fungi; Ascomycota; Pichiomycetes; Serinales; Debaryomycetaceae. The transcript has a single exon. Gene Ontology annotation, molecular function: mRNA binding; metal ion binding. Gene Ontology annotation, biological process: cytoplasmic translation.
AUGCCUCCAAAGAAGAAAGGACCACAACCUUCAGACAAAAACAAGGCAAAGGCGAAAGCUAAGUCCGCUGAAGACAAAGUCUUUGGUAUGAAAAAUAAAAAUAAGUCUAAAAAAGUUCAACAACAGAUAAAUCAAUUACAAGCAGGUGUAGAUGGAGGAUUAGCUAAAAGAAAAGAAGCAGAAGCUAAAAGGAAAGCAGAAGAGAAGAAAGCAGCAGAAGAAGCUAAAAGAGAAGCUGCAAAAUUAUUUGGAAUUCAGCAACAAAAAGUUCCGUUUGGGGUUGAUCCAAAAUCAAUAUUUUGUGAAUUUUUCAAACAAGGUGUUUGUACAAAAGGAACAAAAUGUAAAUUUAGUCAUGAUCCAAAUGUAGGAAGAAAAGAUGUCAAAAAGGAUUUAUAUACUGAUGCAAGAGAAGAAAAAGAACAAGAUACAAUGGAUAAUUGGGAUGAAGAUAAAUUAAGAAGUGUUAUUAUGUCAAAACAUGGUAACCCAAAAACAACCACGGAUAAAGUUUGUAAAUUUUUCAUUGAUGCAGUUGAAAAUGGUAAAUAUGGUUGGUUUUGGGUUUGUCCCAAUGGUGGGAAUGAAUGUAAAUAUAAACAUUCUUUACCACCUGGAUUUAUACUAAAGACAAAAGAACAAAAGAAAUUAGAAAAACUAGCGGCAGAAAAUGAACCAAAAAUCACAUUAGAAGAAUUCUUAGAAUUAGAAAGAAGUAAAUUAGAUAAGACAAAUUUCACACCAAUAACAGUUGAAUCAUUCAAGAAAUGGAAAAUUGAUCAAUUAGCCAAAAAACAAUCACAACUAAAAGAAGAUGAGAAAAAAUCAGGUAAAAAACCAUUAACUGGUAGACAAGUAAUAUUGGAGAAAUUUUCAGAUAAAUAUUAUACUGAAGAAGAUGAUGGGAAUGAUUCUUGGGAUUUAUCACAAUUUAAAGCAAGUCUACCUGAUGAAGAAGAUGGUACAAUUAAAGAUUAUGGUGAUGGUUCAAAUGCUCAAGAAUACUAUCAAGAGGAAGAAAAACAAACAAAAGAAAAUGGAGGUAAUAACGAAAUACAUCAAAAUGGAGCAACUGAUAAUGGCAUAUUGAGCAAUGGAGACGCUAAUGGUAUUUCGAAUAGUAAUGGGGUCAAACUAGAGUCCUAG